Messenger RNA from Venturia canescens, 1842 nucleotides. RefSeq names its product omega-amidase NIT2. Gene Ontology annotation, cellular component: mitochondrion. Gene Ontology annotation, molecular function: omega-amidase activity. Bases 145 to 1017 code for a protein of 290 amino acids. NCBI's taxonomy places the organism in Eukaryota, Metazoa, Arthropoda, Insecta, Hymenoptera, Ichneumonidae. Gene Ontology annotation, biological process: L-glutamine metabolic process; oxaloacetate metabolic process. The transcript is spliced from 6 exons. The record is from RefSeq and is a predicted model, not a curated record.
UAUGAAUUUUCCUUUAAAAAUUAAUGAAACGCUUUGCAAUGCGCGGCUUAUCUAACAACGGUGCAUAUGUGUACAUAUGUGUAUACAGACCUUUAACACGUCACUAGAUAGCAGAAAACUGGGAUUCAUAACCUAAUUCAUACCAUGUUGAGCAGAACCAUUGUUGGCCAAGCAUUUCGAAACAUGUCAACAUUCCGUUUAGCGCUCGUUCAACUCGCCGUUGACGAAAAUAAAGCUGCAAAUAUCAGUAAUGCAGUAUGUUUCAUCGAACGUGCCAAAGAACAGCAAGCGGACGUAGUCGUAUUACCGGAGUGUUUCAACUCCCCCUACGGAACUCAGCAUUUCGAGAAGUACGCCGAGUCGAUUCCUGACGGUGAAACGAGUCGAGCGCUGGCCGAGGCGGCGAAAAAGUCAGCGACGUACGUCGUGGGUGGUACGAUACCUGAGCGAGAUAACGGCUCGCUGUACAACACAGCAACCGUCUGGGAUCCUCGGGGAAAUCUUAUCGCAAAACAUCGAAAGAUGCAUCUUUUCGACAUCGACAUCAAAGGCAAGAUGACAUUUUUCGAGAGCGAAACUUUGUCACCUGGAAAUUCGCUGACGACUUUCGACGUCAAAGGCUUUAAAAUAGGACUCGGUAUUUGUUACGAUAUUAGAUUCGAGGAAAUGGCUCGUUUGUACAGAAACAUGGGCUGCCACGUACUGCUGUAUCCCGCUGCGUUCAACAUGACCACGGGUCCUCUGCACUGGUCGCUCCUGCAACGCUCCAGGGCCAACGAUAAUCAAUGCUACGUUGCAUGUGUAUCUCCGGCACGCAAAGAAAAAUCAGGCUACGUAGCCUGGGGUCACACGCAGCUGACCAGUCCCUGGGCUCAGGUUCUUCACGAUCUCGACGUCGAGGAAGGCUUCGUCGUUGCGGAUAUUGAUAUGUCAGUGGUCGAAGAAGUGCGAAACCAAAUUCCGGUGUUCAAGCAACGACGGACGGAUCUUUACGACACUAUUUUGAAGAAAAAAUAGUCCGUUUAUAACAAAACUGAAGAGCAUUUAUUUUCGAACUUUUGUAUAAAGCUGUAUAUGGGACUUUUUGCGAUGAGCAUGCACUAAACUUGGAAUUGAGGUUCGUCGGAGCAGGAAAUGGGAAGGAAAUCAUCCGAUUACAGGAGCGUUACGCUGCCACUUUACAGACGCUUUUCGUGUAGCGAUAAUCAAUUAAUUAUUGUUGUAUUUACAAUUGGAACAUGAGGCAAUACAUCGUCGUACGUGUAAACAUUAUUUCUUUUUAAAUAUAAGCUUAGAGAAAUUGGUCGAUUAACGUUUGACAAUAUAUAUAUAUACGCGUGUGUUGUAUGUGUUACACACAAAUGUAUAAUAUUUGGUAUCAAUCGUUUUAUUAGCUGAAGCGAAAUGGCGUUUUUGCGAAAAAUAUUUAUCACUUCGUGCCUUGGAACGAUGAACACGCUCGGGGAAACGUGCGUAUUGAUUUCUUUCCUAUACAACGUCGAUUAUUGUUUUUCUAUUUCCGUCGUUUUUCUUUUACAGAUAACUUGGAGGUGCAAUUAGGCCUUUCGAGUAAUAAACCAUCGGAGAAUCGAUUCCACGCAAAGAUCCUCAUUCGUUGAACUACUUAUUUCAUCGUAUUGAAAUGAUGAAAAAUAAGAAGAAAUCGAAGUGCCUUUUUCUCACUUUUCUCCUUGGGACGAAAAACUUUUCACGUAAUUGCACCAGAUUUUUCGAUUACGACAAAUCGCUUUGAAUUAAUUGCAAAAUCUAUUGCGUCAAUUAUAUUCGUCGAAUCGAAUUGUACGUCUCUCAUUCGUACGCGACAAUUAUUCAAUUCCAAAA